This is a messenger RNA of Musa acuminata AAA Group (dessert banana), 670 nucleotides long. RefSeq lists its product as uncharacterized. Bases 190 to 570 code for a protein of 126 amino acids. The record is from RefSeq and is a predicted model, not a curated record. NCBI's taxonomy places the organism in Eukaryota, Viridiplantae, Streptophyta, Magnoliopsida, Zingiberales, Musaceae. The transcript is spliced from 4 exons.
ACGUACGAAAGCCGGUAUGGAUUUGCAUCGCAGUUGUUUCAUCCCCAAUCCUGUGUGCUCUUAUCCACAGCCCACCCCACUCUCCAUCUAUAUAGAUGGACGACGGGACUUCACGCUCGUAUUCCUCGAGUUUCUUGUGACAUCAGUAGCAGAAAGGAUUUGGAAGAAGAAGAAGAAGAAGUAGUCGAGAUGGGUUCUCUCAUGGCCGGCUGGUCUUCGCCUGUUGUAGACCCAGAAAAAGCUCUGCUGAAGAGAAACAAGUCGCUGACGAAGGAAGAGAUCGACAGCUUCUGGAGACUGCACAGGCCGACCAAAGAAGAGGAAGAAGACUUCCAAGCCAGUUUGAGCUCCCCGAGAACCCCUCAGGAGUCGGACGGGCUGAGACUAAAGAAGACUGUCAUGGGGUUUCCUGAUAUCCCAGACAUGGAGAAGCCUCCCAAGACCGGUGACUGGUGGACGAGGAGCAACUGGGCGUUUCUGAAUGAGCCACCUCGCGACGAGCUGAGCGAUUCAGCUCACAAGUACACAGCUCAGUUCCAUGUUGCUGACCUCGCCGUCAAGAAAUCGUAGUUCAUCGUGGUGUGAGAAUUCUAUACAUGUAUGUGUAUAUUUGUAUGGAUGACGCUGCGUGCUUCUACGGUGUGGUCAAUUACUAUGGGUUUUGCUGUGA